AUGCAAAAAGCAAUAGAACUGGUUACAUCGGAGAUAAGAAGCACACACGACUCAGAAGCCAUAGAGAGGUGGUAUCUUUCGUACCUUGAAAGGAAAGCAUGUCCAGAAAGUAUGUUUGGAGAUGUUCUGUCCAUUACCAUGCCUGAUAUCGAGAGCUCAGACAUAUUAAAAUCCACAGCUAUGCUUUUUGAAGCAUCACAAAAGGCAACCGACGAGAUGUCCUUAAGAAGUAUAAGCCAUUCAUAUGAAAAUUCGAUGGAAAUAAUCUCAAUCUUCACCAUAUACAACUCGAUUUUCCCAAUAAUCGAAAGACACAUCAAAGAUAAGAUUUUAGGAAGCAAGGUUGUGGAUGUUUAUAACGAUGCAAGUAUGCAUCUAAAUGGGCCCAGGGAGGGGACUCAAGAGAUUCUAGAAGGAAGAAGGAGGUUUUUCUUCGACUUCUAUAUUCCUGUCAAAAUAUACCUUGUGUGUACAGGAAAGAGUCAUGAGAUAAAAGAUAAGGAGAAGAAGUUUGUUAUGAUGUAUUUGGCCAAAAAGAGGGGGGAUGGAUGGUGUGAGGCACAUACAAACCAGUUUUACGAGGAAAUGUCAAAUGGAGAGGAGAAGGUCCGUAAAGCAUUGGAGUUUCUUUUCAGCAAGGCAUACUAG
Messenger RNA from Encephalitozoon romaleae SJ-2008, 648 nucleotides. RefSeq lists its product as hypothetical. The transcript has a single exon. Bases 1 to 648 code for a protein of 215 amino acids. NCBI's taxonomy places the organism in Eukaryota, Fungi, Microsporidia, Unikaryonidae. The record is from RefSeq and is a predicted model, not a curated record.